CGCCGCUACUUUUCGUCUGACAUCCGUUCAUUGAUAAUUGAGUGAACAUGCUCACAUAACUUGACAUUGCUGGAGUUGACAUGGGUGACAUUUGUAUUCUGUAAAUUUUUCGGCAUUUAACACAAAUCGUGAAGGAAGGCAGAAAAAUAGAAGGUCUAAAAGUAGAAGAAGAAGAAGUAAAAGUUCUUUAUAUUUUUAUACUCCCCAACAUAGAGGCGUGAUUUAGAAAAAAUUAUAUAGUGAGAGCGCUAAGCGUUCGAAAUAGAAAGUGAGCAGGGUUAUCCUGAAUACAAAGCAUUAUCACAUCCUUGAAGGAUUUGAGCACAUACGUAAAUUGCUAAUAAUUGGAUUGCGUGCUUUGUGGAAGUGACCCUGAGUAAGCGCCGCUGUCUUAGCAAAUAAAUACAUAUAGCAGAACUAGGUGCAGUGUGCAGUGCCGCUGUGUUGACGACGUGAAGUGUUGAAACUGUCAAGACAAGGUCGGUCGGACUGCUGAGUAAAAACCCAGACAGUAAUCAACUAAAUUACACAUUUAAUUCUUUUUACACCUGCUAAAGAAGCUGUGAAAGUUUAAAACACUCAAAAUGGAUGUGUUCCUUAUGAUACGAAGACAUAAGACAACAAUUUUUACCGAUGCCAAGGAAAACACAACUGUUGCGGAACUUAAGCGUAUGAUUGAAGGUAUCCUAAAAGUACGUCCGCACGAUCAAAAACUAUACAAUCAGGACAAUGAGGUGAUGGAGGACGAUAACACUUUGCAGGAUUAUGGUAUUCAAAUGUCUACAGCUAAAGCGCAAGCUCCUGCACAAUUAGGACUAGCAUUAAGAGACGAACAUGGAGAUUUCGAACCGCUCGAAAUCACACCAUACUCAUCGCCACCAGAUCUACCUGAAGUUAUGAAAAAUCAAGAGGCAGCUAAUGGCCAAGAGCAGGUUGCAUAAAAUAGUACACUUGAUGCUGAUAUAAAAACCAACAACAAAACAACAACUAAAAACUGCAAUAAUAGGUCAAACGUAUCUUACACCACGAAAUGGAUGGCAUGCAGAAAAAAACUUGAAAUUUAAGAGGAAUAAAAUUACAAAUUCAACAUGUUUUUCAAAAAUGAACACAUCCAUGCUUUCUUUAAAAAAAAUUAUAACAUUUAUAAAAUUCUUACUUGCUAAGUAAUUUGAGCUAAUGUGUCUUUUAACUAAGCAGCAAAAAACGAAAAAUCCAAAACUUAAUGACUUGGAAUUUAACAUCAUAACUCUUCUUCAAAUUUAUUUUUUUUUUUAUUAAUAUUAUUUUUUUUAUAAAUGCAAAAACCACUUUUGUCAAUCGAAACGUUUUUAUAUUUUAAAUACGCUCAAGGAAGAGCUAAUUUACUUUGUAGUUGUCAAUGAAUUUAUAAGUAAUUUAAAAUUGCCUUUUUUACCUCUAAUGCCGUGCAUAUCUCUAACUAAUUUUUUGUGUUUCUUUUCAUAUCUCUUUUUUAAUUGUUAACAUAAAAAGAAUUAUAACAAAGAAAACAAACUUACAUAUGCUAUUAUUAAGCGGCUCAAAAUUCGCAGAAAGAAAAAAUAAUUCUAAAUUCUAUAAUUAAACAAUU
Messenger RNA from Ceratitis capitata (Mediterranean fruit fly), 1588 nucleotides. RefSeq names its product elongin-B (gene EloB). Gene Ontology annotation, cellular component: VCB complex; elongin complex. Bases 585 to 941 code for a protein of 118 amino acids. Gene Ontology annotation, molecular function: protein binding. The record is from RefSeq and is a predicted model, not a curated record. Gene Ontology annotation, biological process: transcription elongation by RNA polymerase II. The transcript is spliced from 4 exons. NCBI's taxonomy places the organism in Eukaryota, Metazoa, Arthropoda, Insecta, Diptera, Tephritidae.